Fonsecaea pedrosoi CBS 271.37 is the source of this 1158-nucleotide messenger RNA. RefSeq lists its product as uncharacterized. Bases 1 to 1158 code for a protein of 385 amino acids. Gene Ontology annotation, cellular component: CHRAC; epsilon DNA polymerase complex. Gene Ontology annotation, molecular function: chromatin DNA binding; protein heterodimerization activity. Gene Ontology annotation, biological process: heterochromatin formation; leading strand elongation; DNA damage response. The record is from RefSeq and is a predicted model, not a curated record. The transcript is spliced from 2 exons. NCBI's taxonomy places the organism in Eukaryota, Fungi, Ascomycota, Eurotiomycetes, Chaetothyriales, Herpotrichiellaceae.
AUGCCGCCACGGAAAAGCGGUGCAUCGACCGUGUCUGCGACAGAGGCAAAUGGUGACGUCUCCACACUGUCCACUGCAACGCACGCAACGGCUUCGUCCUCUACGCAGCAUGCGCAUCCGAGAUCGUCAAGGCAAUCAGGGGGAAAGCAAGAUGAUGGCGUGAGCAUAGAUGUGGGUGCACUCCCGACUUCCCGCAUUUCGGGCUGGCGGCGCAAGAGGAUCGCCCUGGAUCAGAGCAAUCCUCAUAGCUCCUCUGGGAUUGACCUCCUUCUUCCCCGGUCUCUUGUAUCUCGUCUGUCUCGCGGAGUUCUCCCUCCCAACACCUCUCUACAAAAAGACGCCCUUCUUGCUCUUACCCGCUCCGCCACCGUCUUCAUCUCUUAUCUUGCCCACCACGCGAACGAACAAUCGCAACUACGGCAUAAGAAAACACUCGGUGUGCAGGAUGUCAUGGCAGCGUUGAAGGAGAUUGAGUUUGCGAAUGUGAUGGAUCUUGGCGCCGUGGGGAAGGAUGGCAGGACUGGCGGAAGACUGGAACGGCAGGUGGAGGUCUACGAGGAGAUCAUUGGCAAGAAACGGAGGGGUUACAGAGAGAAAGUCAAAGCCCGGGAGUCUGGUGGCGGAGCAGCAGACGGAGAUGGGGACGCCGAAGACAGAGGAGAGCCGAGCAACAAGAAGAUUCGGCGGACGAGCGCCGAAGAGGAAGAUGAAGAGGAGAGGAUGCUGGAGCAGCAACUCAACGGGACAGUCAGCAACGAAGUGGCACCAGCUGCCGCCGAGAAAGCGAAAGCGAAGAGGAAAAGUCGCGACAGUCAGUCAAUUUCGGUUGUUGUGCGGAAUGGGAAGGGAAAAGGGAAACCUGAUUCAACCACCCGAGAGGAUGGGGGACACGGGAACCAAGGCGGAGACGAAGAUGUCGAGGAAGCAGACGACGACGAGCACGAGGAAGAUGAGGAAGGGGACGAUGAGGAUGAGGACGAUGACCAAGACGACGAAGACGAGGAUGAGGAACAGGACGAUGAGGACGACGAUGAGACCGGCGCCCAGCACGGCGAUGGCGAUGACGAUGAUAUUGAGAUUGACGACUCGAGACAAGCCAACGGUCGCCUCCUCCCCGACGGAAACGUCGAGAUUGGAAGCGACGACGAGAGCGAUUGA